Etheostoma spectabile (orangethroat darter) is the source of this 2035-nucleotide messenger RNA. Its product is annotated as adipocyte enhancer-binding protein 1-like. The transcript is spliced from 15 exons. Bases 332 to 2035 code for a protein of 567 amino acids. The record is from RefSeq and is a predicted model, not a curated record. NCBI's taxonomy places the organism in Eukaryota, Metazoa, Chordata, Actinopteri, Perciformes, Percidae.
GUGUGUGGGAGAAGAGGAGGAGGAGGAAGAAGAAUAGGAAGAGGGAGGCGUGUUGCUCUGCUGCUUCUGGAAAAAAAUCCACUCCAGACAGACGAACUUCCUCCUCUCCUGCACGGCCAGCUUUAAAAACUCCACUCCCACAACAUUUUCUCCCCCUCUCCACGCUGACUCGCCAUCAGAGAGGAGGAGGCUCUCCAGACGUUCACAGGCUCAUCCUUUUAUCAUUCUCUGCAUCCCUUUUCAUGUCUUCUGAGACUUCCUGAAGGACCUUUAAGAAAAAACAGAAUUUUUGCAUCUGCAGACAGGGGGGUGUUGUAUGUGACUGGAGAACAUGAGAGCUGAGGUGCUGGUCUUCUGGGCGGCUUUGACCCUCUGCUGGGCUCCGGUCGCGGCUCGAGAAGAUGUGGAGGAGGACGACAAACUCUCCGGGGACCCGGUUCAGGUGAGAGUCCCCCGAGGACUGGUCGAGCCCAGGAGACAGACGGAGGAAGGGGGGGACCAAAUGAAAGAUGAGCCGGCUGAAGUGGUGCAAGAGGAGAGCACAAAACCAAAGAAAAAGAAAACACCUGAGGAAAUUGAGGCAGCCAGGGCGAAGAAAGCAGCGGAGAAGGAAGCCAAAGCCAAGAAGCAGAAAGCUCCUAAACCCACCAAAAAGCCAAAAGGCCCCAAACCCACCAAGAAACCAAAAGCACCAAAACCCACAAAGAAGCCGAAGGCACCCAAAGCCACCAAGAAACCAAAGGAGACGACCACGGUGCAGCCCAAAACCACGCGUCCGUCUCUGGACCAGGAAGAGGAACUGGGCUGGGACGCACUGAUUCCACCUGUGACCCCAACGGCGCCCGGAUGGGAGGAGCCCGUCGAGCCAGGCCUCGAUGACAUGCCUGGUGGACGCCAAGAUAACAGAAAGACCACGACUACUGAGGUCAUCAUGUACAUACCAGAGGAAGCCACCACCGUCCCGUAUGUCGGCCCCUGGUACGAAGAGUACGAUUACGCCGACCUGGCCGCUAAGAAACAAGAAGAGGAGGAGGAGAGAGCUCGCAAGGAAAAGGCAGAAAAGGCGGAAAAAGCCGAGCAGCAGAGGAAGAAGUGGGAGGAGGAGGAAGAGGAGAGACUGAAGCAGAUCUCUGUGCCGCUGGAGCCAAAAAAGUGUCCUCCUCUGGGCUUGGAGUCUCACCGGGUGGAGGACGACCAGCUGCUGGCCUCCUCUCAGUCUCACCACGGCUUCACGGCUCAGAGGGGGCGGCUCAACAUGCAGGGCUCCAAGGACGAGGACGACCUGUACGGAGGAGCGUGGUGCGCCGAGCCAGAGGAGAAGAACCACUGGUUCGAGGUGGAUGCGCGCCGGGAGGUGGAGUUCACGGGGGUCAUCACUCAGGGAAGAAACUCCGAGCAGCUGGAGGACUUUGUGUCGUCCUACUUCGUGGCGUUCAGCAACGACAGUCGGGACUGGACAACGCUGCAGGACGGCUACGCUGAAUGGUUGUUCUACGGGAACGUGGACAAGGACACGCCGGUGCUGGGUCAGUUCAGCCCCCCCGUGGUGGCGCGCUACAUCCGCAUCCUGCCGCAGAGCUGGAACGGCAGCUUGUGUCUUCGAGCCGAGAUCCUGGCCUGUCAGCUCCCCAGGGAACAGGUUCCGAGACCAUCACCAAACCGUCUCACAAACGAGAAGGAGACAUUGGAAGGGGUCCAACCACAACAGGCUGCUACAUCCAUGGAAGGUCAACAGCCAGCAGCUAAACCUGAGGUUGCUCCACUGCAAGACAGUGCUGCACCCAAAGGUUCUUCCCAGCAGGCUGCUACACCAACAGAACUCGUUGCACCAAAAGACGUGGUGCUGAAGAUUCUUAGACAGACGGAGAAUCUACAACCGGAAGUUACUCUUAAAGUUGCUUCCCCAAAGGGUGCCCUGUCCAGAGAAAGACUCUUUGGAAACCAACGCAACCUCACAGAGCGCCUAAGCAUGAAGGCUUGGCUAGGAUUUGGGCUGAUUUCGUCUUCCUUUGGCGAGUUGUUCCUUAUCUCUUAG